Molecule: messenger RNA, 5621 nt
Organism: Paramecium sonneborni
Lineage: Eukaryota; Ciliophora; Oligohymenophorea; Peniculida; Parameciidae
Source: the annotation of a GenBank genome assembly
AUGAAAGAAACAAGUUAAUUGAAACCGGUGACAUAGAAGAAAAAUAAGAGUAAUUUUUUAUUGGAAAUGAAUGAGAAGGAUAAAGAAGUCAAUAAUCAGAUUAUAAAGAACAUGAAUAAGAGAGUGAAUUAUCUAAAGAAUCCUAGAUUCAAAAUUAAUAAAGCACCUGUUCUAUUUUCUUACAUAAAUACAAAGCAAGUAUGAUUAAUUUAAAUUAACUUAGGAUAUAGUAGUAGAGAAAGAUUAAAUAACAUCUUUUAGAGUAUUUCCUAAAUAAUUAGUAUUCAGAGAGUACAUGUUGAAUGGGAUGUAUGAAAUAGAUUUGUAUGUUACAAAUGCCACCGGAAUUUUGUAGAGAAUAAAAGUGCUGCCCCCUGAAAAGUGAGUGAAUUAACAUUAUUUUAGAAAGGAGUUUCAGAUAGCAUCUAUAAAAUAUCCAACAAAAGAGGACGGAUGUAUAGCUCCAGGAAUGAGUGCAAUAUUAAAGGUGAGAUUUAAUCCAUCUUCUUUGGCAGAGUUUGAUGAUACCAUUGCUGUAAUAACAGAGGAUCAUAUUUUAAAAGUUCCAUUAUUAGCAAGAAAGGAACCUCCAUAAUUAGAUUUGCCAUCAUAAUUAGAUUGUUAAAGUUGUUGGAUAGGUGAUUAAGUAGAAACUAGAUUUGUUGUUAAAAAUUCAGGAGGAGAAGCAGGUUAUCGUUUUUUUAUAAAUAAUUAAUAAGAAUAGUAAGAAGAAGAAAACUACAUACAGAUUGGCAAUUUUUAUUUAUCACCUGCUGAAUUCUUCUUACAUAAAGGGGAAACAUAAAUAAUCUAGGCUAUUUUUAAACCAGAUCUUGAAGGAGAAGUUAUAGAGAACAUUAUUUUAGGAUGUGAUAAUCUAACUUAAGCCACAUUAAAGUUAAUAGGCAAAGGUAAUAUGGUAGAAUUAGGAAUCUUGGGAAUUGAUAAUAUUAAUCUAGAAAAGUCAGAAUAAUUACAUAAAAUAUUUUUUAAUGAUCCUAUACCUAAAGUUGAGACCAGUAGAAAAUUAAAAAUAAGAAAUAAAACAUCAGUUAAAGUUAAAUAUCAUUGGUAUUUAUAAAAUGAUGAUAAAGAAUUAAAAUUAGAAGACGAAUAAAAUUAUUAUACUAUUUAACCUUAAGAGGGAUACUUUUAACCUAAUGAGGUUGUAGAUUUUGAAAUCUUUUUAAAAAGUGAAGAGUAUUAUCCUCUAUUUUAAACUGCCUAUUUAAUUAUAGAUGAUAUACCAUUUGAAAGUAUUCGUAAUCCUCCACCUAAUUUAAAAUAGUAAUUUGAAAAUAAUUAAUAAUCUGUUGCUAUUGGAUCCAAUAGUAUUAAACCAUCAAUUACUUAUUUUGAAUUUGAAUUGAUUAGCAAAACUGCACUUGCUGAUGUUAGUGUAACUCCACAAUUUUACAAAUUUCCUGUUCCUAUUUGUGUCAAUACUUUGUAGACUUAUAAAUUUAAAUUGUUUACAACUUCAAAAACUUAAAUCAAAUAUUAAAUUAAUUCACUUCAAUUAGAUUAUUUCUAUAUACAAGAUAAAUAAGGAAUCAUUAAUCAUGAUGCUGAAAUUGUAUUAGGAAUUUAAAGUACUGAAGUUGGCUAAAUUAAAUUGGAAUAUAGAAUUGACUUUGAUUAUGCUAAUUCUAUACUUAUUACAAUAUUUGCUGAAAUUAUUGCUCCAAUCAUUUCAGUUAAAUAAAGUUGGUUGAAUUAUGGAUUAAUUCAAACUUAUUCUUUGGAAUCAUAAGAGUUAACCAUUAAUAAUUUGUCACCAGUUUCUGCUUUAAUUAAAGCUUAAUCUGGAUCAGAUUAAAGAUUAUUAUUUAAUAAAGAUUAGUUUGAGAUCAAACCAAAUAGUUCUAUUUAAUUUAAAGUAGAAUUUCAAUCUAGAGAAGCUGAAACAUAUAAUGAUUUCUUAUAUUUUUAGGUUGAAAAUGGUGAUUGUGCAGUUUUAGAUGUAUUUGCAGAGGUUUAAAAUCCAAGUGUCUCAUUAAAUAGAUUAUCUUUAAAUAUUGAUACUCUAUAUUGUGGAAAUACAUAUACAUUUGAUUAAAGAGCAUAAUAAUACAUAAUGUUAUAAAAUUUAGGUAAUAUCAGUACUCCUUUUGAAUGGGUAGUAGAUAAUGAAAAAUAAGAAAAAUAUUUAGUUUANGGAAUUGAUAAUAUUAAUCUAGAAAAGUCAGAAUAAUUACAUAAAAUAUUUUUUAAUGAUCCUAUACCUAAAGUUGAGACCAGUAGAAAAUUAAAAAUAAGAAAUAAAACAUCAGUUAAAGUUAAAUAUCAUUGGUAUUUAUAAAAUGAUGAUAAAGAAUUAAAAUUAGAAGACGAAUAAAAUUAUUAUACUAUUUAACCUUAAGAGGGAUACUUUUAACCUAAUGAGGUUGUAGAUUUUGAAAUCUUUUUAAAAAGUGAAGAGUAUUAUCCUCUAUUUUAAACUGCCUAUUUAAUUAUAGAUGAUAUACCAUUUGAAAGUAUUCGUAAUCCUCCACCUAAUUUAAAAUAGUAAUUUGAAAAUAAUUAAUAAUCUGUUGCUAUUGGAUCCAAUAGUAUUAAACCAUCAAUUACUUAUUUUGAAUUUGAAUUGAUUAGCAAAACUGCACUUGCUGAUGUUAGUGUAACUCCACAAUUUUACAAAUUUCCUGUUCCUAUUUGUGUCAAUACUUUGUAGACUUAUAAAUUUAAAUUGUUUACAACUUCAAAAACUUAAAUCAAAUAUUAAAUUAAUUCACUUCAAUUAGAUUAUUUCUAUAUACAAGAUAAAUAAGGAAUCAUUAAUCAUGAUGCUGAAAUUGUAUUAGGAAUUUAAAGUACUGAAGUUGGCUAAAUUAAAUUGGAAUAUAGAAUUGACUUUGAUUAUGCUAAUUCUAUACUUAUUACAAUAUUUGCUGAAAUUAUUGCUCCAAUCAUUUCAGUUAAAUAAAGUUGGUUGAAUUAUGGAUUAAUUCAAACUUAUUCUUUGGAAUCAUAAGAGUUAACCAUUAAUAAUUUGUCACCAGUUUCUGCUUUAAUUAAAGCUUAAUCUGGAUCAGAUUAAAGAUUAUUAUUUAAUAAAGAUUAGUUUGAGAUCAAACCAAAUAGUUCUAUUUAAUUUAAAGUAGAAUUUCAAUCUAGAGAAGCUGAAACAUAUAAUGAUUUCUUAUAUUUUUAGGUUGAAAAUGGUGAUUGUGCAGUUUUAGAUGUAUUUGCAGAGGUUUAAAAUCCAAGUGUCUCAUUAAAUAGAUUAUCUUUAAAUAUUGAUACUCUAUAUUGUGGAAAUACAUAUACAUUUGAUUAAAGAGCAUAAUAAUACAUAAUGUUAUAAAAUUUAGGUAAUAUCAGUACUCCUUUUGAAUGGGUAGUAGAUAAUGAAAAAUAAGAAAAAUAUUUAGUUUAAUUUGAACCAAAAAAAGGAGUUCUAAAACCUAAAACAAAUUAAAUAAUAAAAUUUUCAAUAAAGCCAAAAGAAGGGGGAAAAUUAAAUGAGCUUUUUGUAUGUGAAGUGCAAGGUUUAUAAUAUCCAUUAGGUUUUGAGAUGAAUACAAUGAUUUAUGGUUUAUCAGUAGAAUAUGAAUUGGUUGAUGAUAGUGCACAUAUAUCUUCAAAAACAUCAGUAAGUUCUAAAUCAAAAAGUUUAAAAGAUUCAAGAAAAUCACUUUUGAAGGCAGAUACUGAGAUAAAAAAUUAAUAGAUGGAUAAAUUAGAAUUUUAUAAUUGUACAAUAAAUUAACCAAAGUAAGCAAAAUUUUUAAUAAAGAAUACAUCUGGUAUUCAUACAUAAUUUAAUUUAUUUAUGAGAAAGUAUUAACCACAUGCAUUAGAAGAGUAAUCAACACUUUUUGAUGAUUUCGAUGCUAAAUCAUAAGCAGCAAGAACAAUAAAGUUUGCAGAAUCUUCAAUAUCAAAAUCAGUAUCUAAAAAAGGAAAGAUUACUUAAAGUGGAAGACCUGUAGUGUUAUUAACAAAUAAGAUAGAGAAAACACAUAAUUUUACUUCAGAAGCAGGAUUGAAAUUGAAUAAAUAAAAGAAGAUGGAACAUGAUUAGAGAGUGUAUUUAUCAAAUAAUUUGGGAAUAGCAGUAGUAUUUGAACCAUCAUAAGGUACAUUGAAUGCAUAUGGAUCAGUGGUAGUUUAGGUAACAGUAUUUAAUGAUAUAUGUGGAUUAUUUGAAGAUUAAAUGUGUUGUGAUAUAAGAGGACUUCCAACUAAAGAAUUUCCAAUAGCAAUAGAUAUUAAAGGUUCUCCAAUAGUAAUAAGUCCAAGUUAAUUGGGAUUUAAUUAUAAAACAGAUUUUCCUACUUUUGAUUUAGGUACUUAUAUGAGAAAUUUUGGAACAAUUAGUAGAGAUUUUAGAGUAUAAAAUACAGGGCCUUAAGAUGUAGAAUUAGAAUGGAAAAUUUAUAAUUUAGGAAAUAACACUAUAUCUGAUUAUUUUGAUAUUAAAAUAACAGAUCCUUAAUUAGGAUCAGAUUAAUUAUGUGAUGUUUAAUUUAUAGCAAAUGAACCUCCAGAAUCAAAAGAUGGACCUUUUUAAGUUGUACCUAAUAAAGAGAGAAUUAAAUAAAGGAAAGAAAAACACUUUACUUUACAUUUUACAACUCAAGAUACUGGAAAUUAUAGUGCUUGUUUAGUAGCUAGGCCAAGACUUAUAAAUUAGGAUAAAACUAUUGGAGAAGUAGCUUUUUAUGUAAAAAGUGAAACUAUUACACCAUAUUUAACAUUUGAUAAACUUGAAAAGUUAGAAGGCGGAUUCUAAGUUAAAUUUUAAAAAUGGUCAAGUGGUUUUAAUGAAAAAUAAGAAAAGAAAAUAGUUUUAGUAAAUAGAUAAAAAUCAAGUUUUGUUUGUACUUUUGAAAUUGAAGGACCAUUUAAAUUAAUGCAGACUUCAACAAAUUCUCCAUAAAAAUAUGAAUUAGGUAUGAAAACUGAGAUUGCAAAGACAUUUAAUUUAGUAACAGAUUCCCAUGUAGAAUUGUUAAUAAAAUUUGAUGGUUAUUAACCUAGCGAUCCAAUUAAUUGGCCUCUUACUUAUAAAGUAUAUCAUCAUGGAUUGAUUAAUAUAUUUUAUGCUAAUGGGGAUAAACAAUCAAUUUAAUUAGAAGGAGUUUUACUUAGACCAUUUGUUCAUUUGAAUACUUCUGGAAUUGAUUAAGUAGAGGGUCCUGAUGUAUUAGAUUUUGGAGAUGUACAAGAAGUUAAAACUAUUGCUAUAUAUUUAUCAAAUUUAUCAUUGGUACCUGCAUAAUGGAAAUUAUAACAUUAAAAGAAUCCUUUAAGAAAAAACAUUGUUGAAAGAACUAUGACUUUAGAAGAUAAAGAAGAAAUGAAGAAAACUGAUGAUCCUUCUGUUUUUGAAUUUUAAAUAACUGAAGGGAAAUUAGAUGGUCCAUCUACUAUGGUACAUACUCUACCUCAUGCUACAUGUUUACCUUAUCAAAUCACUAUUGAUGAUAUUAGAGAAUUAGGUGUAUAACCAUUUAAAAUACUUAUUAGAUUCAAAGUUAUUUAUAUAUCAUUAUUUAUAGCCUACUGCUGAAUUAUUAUAUAAAUCUAAAUAUAGAAUCAAAGUAUAAGAUGGACCUAGUGUAGAUUUUAUUCUCAGAGGAACUGGUAAAGAUUUGAUCAAAAGAAAGGUAUGA